Molecule: messenger RNA, 3398 nt
Organism: Sphaeramia orbicularis (orbiculate cardinalfish)
Lineage: Eukaryota; Metazoa; Chordata; Actinopteri; Kurtiformes; Apogonidae
Gene: dclk2a
Product: doublecortin-like kinase 2a
Exons: 17
Coding region: 387-3341 (984 amino acids)
Biological process (GO): intracellular signal transduction; protein phosphorylation
Molecular function (GO): ATP binding; protein kinase activity
Source: RefSeq, a predicted model, not a curated record
GCAGGAGGAGGAGGAGGAGGAGGAGGCUUGGAGGUUUGAGCCGAAGUUUGGUGAAAUCUGUUGUUUGUUUGCAGGCCAAGUGACGGCAGGUCCAGUGCGAUGUCUGUCAAAGUCAUCCGGGCACCAUCUGACACAUGUGCGUCCUGCAGCCUGUGGUGAGACAAUAAAGGAAGCAGCGGAUCAGAGGGGACUGGCUGUUUGUGGAGCUCCAAAUUAGCCUGCAUUUCAUCCGGUUUCUCUCUUUUUUUUUUUAUCAGCUUUGAGUCUUAAAACAAGCUGAUCCAACUAAUCCCAGUGUCCGGACACGUGUAUCCUCCUCCUCCCACUGGUUCUUCUGCACUAUCCGGAUAAAAGUUUUUUUUUUUUUUGCUUUGCAGAUAGGAAACAUGUCGCAUAGCAGAAGUAUCGAAUUCGAACACUUUGAGGAGCGAGAGAAGCCGCAUCGGACACCCAGAGCAAACUCGGGCUCCGGUGGGUCGCAGUCCGGGUCCAGAGGAGCCAACGGUCUGGUCCCCAGCCCUGCGCACAGUGCGCACUGCAGCUUCUACCGCACACGCACUCUGCAGGCGCUCACAUCCGAGAAGAAAGCAAGAAAAGUGCGGUUUUACAGGAAUGGGGACAAGUAUUUUAAAGGUUUGGUGUAUGCAGUGUCUCAUGACCGCUUCAGGUCUCUGGAUGCUCUGCUCAUGGAACUCACAAGGUCCCUGUCAGAUAAUGUCAACCUUCCCCAAGGAGUCAGGAUGUUAUACACGGUGGAAGGAGGCAGGAAGAUCACCAGUCUGGAUGAGUUAGUGGAAGGUGAAAGCUACGUCUGCGCCUCUAACGAACCCUUCAGACGUGUCGACUACACCAAGAACGUCAACCCCAACUGGUCUGUGGGCAGCAAAUCUGGUACUUCGCGCUCCCUCUCAUCUCUCAUCCCGAUGAAGAACGAGCACCAGCGCGAGUCAAAGGAGUUUAUUAAACCCAAGCUCGUCACAGUUAUCCGCAGUGGUGUAAAACCUCGGAAGGCGGUGAGGAUACUGCUGAACAAGAAAACGGCGCACUCUUUCGAACAGGUUCUCACUGAUAUCACAGACGCUAUCAAGUUGGACUCGGGUGCCGUGAGGAGACUGUACACUUUGGAAGGCAAACAGAUUACCUGCCUGCAGGACUUCUUUGGAGAGGACGAUGUGUUUAUUGCAUGUGGUCCAGAGAAAUAUCGCUAUGCCCAGGAUGACUUUGUGUUGGAUCACAGCGGUAAGGCUUCCAAAGCCUUUAUGACUGAAUGCAGAGUGCUGAAGUCAUCGUACAGCCGUUCUGCGACUCCGAACCGGACUAAGAGCCCGGGUUCUUCUCGACGCAGCAAAUCCCCCGGCGCUGCAAGACGACCUGUCCACUAUUCCACCAGCCAUUCUCCAAUCAAAUCCCCAGUUAACGGUGUCUCAGGCAGCCACAUCUCAACUCCUAAAUCCAAUAAGUCCUCCACUCCAUCUCCUACCAGUCCUCGAACUCCGGGUUUUAAGAUACCACCUUCACAUCACAUCUCCUCUUCAAAUAUAAAUGGAUCACUGAGCAACCACCAAGAGCAAACCAACCGCCUGAGUCCAGAAGUUAACGGCAAUCGCUACCUGCCUGCCUCAACCAUCACAGAAAAAUACAAGGUUGGCAAGGUCAUCGGAGACGGUAACUUCGCUGUGGUCAAGGAGUGUGUGGAGAGGUCCACAGGGAAAGAGUUUGCACUGAAGAUCAUCGACAAGGCCAAGUGCACCGGAAAGGAGCACCUCAUAGAGAAUGAGGUCGCUGUGCUCCGGAAGGUGAAACACCCGAACAUCAUCAUGCUGAUUGAAGAAGUGGACACGCCCUCGGAGCUCUACCUGGUCAUGGAGCUGGUCAAGGGCGGUGAUUUAUUUGAUGCCAUCACAUCUUCGGCCAAAUACACAGAACGAGACGCCAGCAUUAUGGUGUACAACCUGGCCGGAGCUCUGAAGUACCUGCACAGCAUGAACAUCGUCCACAGAGACAUUAAACCAGAGAACCUGCUGGUGUUCGAGUUCCCGGAUGGAACCAAGUCGCUGAAGCUGGGUGACUUUGGGCUGGCCACAGUGGUGGAGGGACCCCUAUACACCGUAUGUGGAACGCCUACAUAUGUAGCUCCAGAAAUCAUCUCUGAGUCUGGUUACGGUCUGAAGGUUGACAUCUGGGCGGCCGGCGUCAUCACCUACAUCCUUCUGUGUGGGUUCCCUCCAUUUAGAAGUGAGAGUAACCUGCAGGAGGACCUCUUUGACCAGAUCCUUCUGGGCCAUUUGGACUUCCCCAGUCCGUUCUGGGACAACAUCACUGACUCAGCCAAGGAGCUGAUUGGAAAGAUGCUGCAGGUCAACGUCGAGGCUCGAUACACGGCACACGACGUCCUGUCCCACCCUUGGGUUACGGACGAAGUCGUUAUAGACAACAACAUGAAGAUGGAGGUGACAGGUAAACUGAAGACGCACUUUAACGCUGCGCCAAAGCACAACGCCACCACCGCUGGGGUGUCGGUCAUCAUGAACACAGCUCUAGAUAAGGAGGCCCUUCAGAUCACCAGCCGUCACAGUCCGGGGAUCCCAAAGGCGCCGCCGUCCCCGGUUAGCGUCCCAGUCCCCCCCGCCUUCCCAGUCAAACCAGCCUCGCCAACAAAACCAGCGCCGGCUUCUCCGACCAAACCACCCCCACCUGAAAGCCCCUCUACCGAAGCCCCACAGUCUGUGGGCGUGGCCUCUCCCACCCACACUGCCCCCCCAGAGGCUCCCGGUCCAGCUGGGGCCGACUCCUCUAAUCCCGCCUCCUCUCAGUUCCCAACCAAUAGCGACCUGUUAGCUCCUCGGCUCCACCUCCCCCCCCCCUCCUCCUCCUCCUCCUCCUCUUCUGCUCCUGUAGGUUCUCUUCAGUUCUCUCCCUCCCCCUCCGCUGAAACCCUCCCCUCUUUACCCGCCUCGUCUGCUCCUGAAAUACAAACCUCACCCACGUCGCCCUCGGCCGCUCCCUGCUCGUCCGCAGAAGCCCCGCCUCUUUUCACCUGUGCCACUCCUUCCUCACCUGUCUCCUGCCCGUCCCCUUCAUCUCCGACCGUACUCACCCACGCCCCCUCCUCUUCCUGCUCUCCUACCAAAGAAGCGCUGCCUCCGUUCUCCUCCCCCUCCCCCGUCUCCCCCGUCCAACCCGUCGUGUUCUUUCCCCGCUCGUCCUCGAGCCAAGAAGCCCCGCCCUCCCCUUCUCACAUCCACCCGACCCUGUUCCCCUCACCUCCGUCCACACCUCCCCGUUCGAGCCCCCCCUCCCCCACCGCUCUACCUGCUGAGGAGCUCACAGAGAGCGUCUAAACCACAGGUGUCGAACAUGCCACCUGCUUGCCAACCCCCCACCCCCCACCCCCCAAA